Messenger RNA from Caenorhabditis angaria, 1006 nucleotides. The record is from the annotation of a GenBank genome assembly. Lineage: Eukaryota; Metazoa; Nematoda; Chromadorea; Rhabditida; Rhabditidae.
AUGGCAGUGAUCUAACGGUUGUCUGGAAUAUUUUGAUAAUUUUUUCGAUUGGUUUUUAGGCUUCUGGAGUUAAAGUUGACGCUUCAUGCAAAAAUGCCUACGAUUUGUUGCACAACAAACAUCAACAUAGUUAUAUUAUUUUCAAGGUACGUUGUUUUUUUCCUCAAAGAAAAAUAGUCAGAAAAAUGAGAUUAUUUUUAAGAUCGACAAAAAUGAUACAGUAAUUGUUGUUGAGAAAGUCGGAGACAAAUCUGCACCAUAUUCAGAAUUUGUGGAAGAAAUGAAGAAACUUGUCGAAGAUGGAAAAGAAUGCAGGUAAUUUUUUUGGAAGUUUGAAAAUCUUGUUGAAACUUUGGAAUUCAAAUUUAAAAAAAAGAUGAACAUCAAUUUUCAAUCGGAAAGUUCUAAACUCCAGUUCUCACAAAGGUCUGGAGUAGAAAAUCCAGAAAAAAAUAAGUUAAGAAAUUUAGUAUCGGUCUUUUCAAGUCGAAAUUCUAAAAAAUUGAAAAAUAAAAAAAUCUCGAUUUUCCUCUCCAACUUCAAAGCUCAUAGCUCAUUCGAGCUCUAAAACCUUGAAAUUUCGGAAGAUUUUGAGACUGACGCUAUUUUUGACCGGAACGAACCCCGAACAAAUUACGUUCCAAGAAAUUGUUGAAAUCCCAAUCUCAACUCAAUUUUUCAUAGAUACGCUGCCGUUGAUGUCGAAGUAACUGUUCAAAGACAAGGAGCUGAAGGAACAAGCACACUGAACAAAGUUAUUUUUGUUCAAUAGUAAGUUAUCCUCUUCUUCCUAUCGUACUAUUAUCCAAAUAUCUUAUUUAUUUCUAAUUUUUCCAGUUGCCCAGACAAUGCUCCAGUCCGCCGGCGUAUGCUCUACGCUUCAUCAGUCCGUGCUCUCAAAGCAUCACUCGGUCUCGAAUCUCUCUUCCAAGUUCAAGCCUCCGAAAUGUCGGAUCUUGACGAGAAAAGCGUCAAGAGCGAUUUGAUGGCUCAUCAAAGAAUCUAA